Molecule: messenger RNA, 3687 nt
Organism: Ceraceosorus guamensis
Lineage: Eukaryota; Fungi; Basidiomycota; Exobasidiomycetes; Ceraceosorales; Ceraceosoraceae
Product: kinase-like protein
Exons: 5
Coding region: 219-3440 (1073 amino acids)
Biological process (GO): protein autophosphorylation; autophagy; autophagosome organization
Cellular component (GO): cytoplasm; autophagosome
Molecular function (GO): protein serine/threonine kinase activity; ATP binding
Source: RefSeq, a predicted model, not a curated record
CUCCAGAGGGAGUCGCACGCACACACACACACACACCAUCAUCCUCGCUUCGCUCCGCUCGCAUGGUCGCAUCCGCAUCCACUUGAUCUGCUGCUCGCAUUCCUGCUCUGCCUCCCAUUGGCUGCCCUCAACUUGUCAGGCAAGAGUGAGGCAAGCCUCCACUUGAGCAAGCGCACCCCCAUUCGGCAUCGCGCCUCCGCCACCCGCUUGGGGCGGAAAUGGCGGCCGUCACUCACGCAGCAGUCUCUGGGUCGGGAAGCGGUGGCGCGGGUGGUGGUGGUGGUGGUGGUGCUGGCAGCGGGAGCUCUUCCGAUCAUCGAGUAGGCCCUUAUGAGAUUCUCAAGGAGAUUGGAAAAGGUUCGUUUGCAGUGGUGCACAAGGGUUUGGUCAGACCGCCCGAUGCACCACGCGCAAGGGAUCUGGCCAUCAAGAUUGUCAGCAGGCGCAAGUUGACCACCAAGCUGCUGGAGAAUCUGGAAGGGGAGAUUAGCAUCAUGAGGAACAUUAGACAUCGGCAUGUCGUCGAGCUGCUCGACUGUCUCAGCACCGACGACAGGAUAUACCUCGUCAUGCCCUUUUGCUCGGGCGGGGAUCUCAGCUUUUACAUUCGCAACGCUCCAAAGGCGUUAGCUGAGCAGCAAGCGCUAGCAUCCGCAGCGACGGCAGAAGCAAGGAAGACUAGGAGGAGCACUUCGAUCGACAGGAGCGCUGCGACCGCCGAGAUGGAGUACAGGCACCACGAGGAUGGAGGACUGAACCACGUCGUGAUCAGAAGCUUUUUGGAACAGUUGGCGGGCGCACUCGAAUUCAUGCGCGAUCGCAACAUUGUGCAUAGAGACAUCAAACCUCAGAACCUGCUCUUGCAGCCCGCCGAUGAAGAAUUCUUGGCCGCUGGUCACAAGCCUGGCAUUCCACAGCUCAAAGUCGCAGACUUUGGCUUUGCCCGCAAUCUCCCCACAGCGACCCUGGCAGAGACGCUAUGUGGAAGCCCGCUCUACAUGGCGCCUGAGAUUCUUCGAUACGAAAAGUACGAUGCCAAGGCGGACUUGUGGUCGGUAGGAGCGGUGCUGUACGAAAUGUGCGUGGGCAAGCCGCCUUUCAGAGCGCAGAAUCCGGUGGAGCUGCUGCGCAAGAUUGAGCGAGGCGAAGAUCGCAUACGUUUUCCCGAUGAGCGCUCGGAUGGCUCCUUGGCGCGCGAGAGGGAGAGAAGGGAAGAGCUUGGCGAGACGAAUGUGGAUGUGAAGCGCGCUCAUUCAAUCCCGGCGGACAUCAAGGCGCUGGUGAGGUGCCUCUUGAGGCAAAAGCCGAUGGAGCGCGUAUCUUUCGACGGGUUGUUCAGAUGCGAUGUGAUCGAAGGCGUCAGAGAAGAGAUGCGCCAAGUCGUGGCUGCUGCUGCUGCCGCUGCCACGGCAAAGAGGGCUUUGGCAGAUCAAGCCACGACCUCCGCAGGAGCCACUUCUGAGUCCUCCAAUGCCAAGCUCAUACCUGCAGCUCCAGAGGAGAUGGCGCCGUCGCUUCCGAAAGCAGCACGUAUACCGUCCUCAAAGGUGAAUGUUUCGCCUCCCACCCCCAUCAAGCGAGGCUUUGCCAGCAAGUAUGUUCUGGCCGGGAAUCACGCAUACCGUACGAAUGCGGUGGAGACAAAAGCCAAAAUGGCGCAGCCGAGCAUCGCAGCGCCAACCUCUUCAGGUAUGGAAGACAAUGCAAGCGACACGCCUGGCUCGAGCGUCAGCAACUUUCCCAUCCACGCAGCUACAGCCAAGGCAUCCAGCUCAGACUCGCCGGGAACGGGCGCUUCGACUCCGCUUGAUCUUGCUGGUUCGGCAACUCAGCCCUCGCCUGGUGACAGCGGACUGCUGGGCAAGGAUGCGUACGUGAUCGUGGAGAAGCGCAACAUCGAGACCAACUCGGACGGGAGCGUCGGCGCAGGACUACUAGGCGUGGGGCGAAGACCAUCCAGGUUGGGUAGACUCAGCAGCGGUAUAGCAGCUCAACUCCUUCCUUCCGCAGCUGCAGUCACAGCAACAGCCACAGCCGCGCCAUUCUCGGCAGCCAAGACUACUGAUGAAUCUGCACAGCGCGCUCGCAUUUCCCCUCCAAACAGAUCAUCGCCCACCGCAGUAGAGGGCGCAGCGCCCAGCUCGCCAGCUGGCGGAGCUUUUGCUCUUCCCUCGGGCACUGUGCGGCGUCCUAGCUUGAGCCAUCGCCAGAGCACCUCCAGCGCUACCAGUCCCAGUCCUCGCUCACUGCCUGCUGUCGGCGGCGCCCCAGCAGCUGCAGCUCAAAGUGGUGUCGCUUCAACAAUCCCUGCUCCUGACCCCGCAGCGCCACAGACCGCGCCGGCUGCGAUCUCGACGACGACAACAGCUGCGAACCCGCAGUCUGCUUUGGCGCGCGCGAUCAGCAUGGCGAGCGUGAGGCUGUUUGGCAUUCCUACUGGGAUGAACAUGCGAGGAGCAGCUGCCUUGGCUAGGAAUCGGAGCACAAGACGAGCAGCGCUCAUGAGAUCGGGCGAACAUUUGGACGGUGCGGAAGCGGGCUUGCUAGCGAUGCUCGAAGAUCUUUCGCAAAAGUCGUUUGUGCUCAGCGAAUUUGCGGACUCCAGACUGGCACUUCACUUUCCAAGUGGACCUCAUCAGGCCGGCUUGAAUGGAGAAGCUGCGAAGGACUCUGCUCUGGGCUCCUCGAGCGUCUCCACGGCUGUCAACAAGUCCACUCGGCCAUCGACGGCUUUGAGGAGGAGCAGCUCUACCAAGGCCUCCCCUGGCGCUCCUGCCGCCAGCUACUCUCCAACUUCUCCUCAAUCUCAGACUAUUGGACUACCUUCAUCGGCAGGAGAGACGGUUGCUGCGGAGGCGCUGCUGCUGUAUGUGCGUAGCUUGAGCUUUUUGCAACGAGGUCUGGAUGCCGUCAAAAUUUUUUGGGAGGCUCGUUCGCGUCCUGGCUACCCCGCCGCAGUAAGUUCGGACGUCAAUGAAGCUGUGCAAUUUUUGCGCGCACGCUUCAACGACGGCUACGAGAGGGCCGACUUUGCGAGGGCUCGGUGCAGCGCGGAAAUACCGGAUUCGGCGCGAAAUGUGGACAAGCUGAUCUUCGACAAGGCGCUCGAUAUCGCCAGAUGCGCCGCGCUGGACGAGUUGGAGAACAAUCACGGACGCGCAGCAGCAGCAGCAGGCUCCGCUUUCGAGGCGCAGAGGUGCAUACUGGCCUACGAGACCGCCAGCGGAUUGUUAAGCGGUUUGCUGGACUCUCCCAACGAAAAGGAGGAGGGGGAGGAGGAGUCGGCAGCGGCGGCGGCGGUAGCGGCCGUCGUGCUUGGAAGCAAUGCCGAGCUGGGAGAUGCUGCUAUCGCUACGAUUGAAAAGUUUUUGGCUUCUAUCAAUAAGCGAUUGGCAGCCCUGCAGCGGUCUGCUGUCGAGAUGCCCUCAUCGCAGGAGUGAGGUGUGCCGCGGCAGCUCGUGCAUCUGUCGCUCUCACGCCCACUUUGAGAUUCUUUCACCGUGCCUCUCUAUAUCUCCCCUCUUUCUUCCCCCCCUUCGCCAUCCUCAAUGUAUCUCGCACGCAUCUGUUGACCCCCCCCUGAUCCAUCAAUCUGCAAAUUCGCAAUCUUUUGUAAGAGUAACACUACCUAGGCUUUCCCCCCGUGCCAUGUCAUCCCUUCUCCUUCGCCUCGCCUUCGUGCCAUGC